AUGUCUUCUAUCAGUGAACAAAUCAAGACACAGGCAAUUGUCUGUCGCCCGCCAGAAAAUGGCGAAAGGAAGUGGGUGCUCGAGGAGGUGUCUCUGACGCCUCCAGCAGACGACGAAGUCGUUGUCGAGCUGGUAGCCACCGGGAUCUGUCACACUGACUUUAUCUGUGCUGGCUACGUCAAGUCUACUGGGGCGAAAGUCACCAAAGUCCGAGAGGGUGACAGCGUCCUCCUGUCGUUCUCAUUCUGCAAGCAAUGCCACAAUUGCCAGUUUGGUGCGCCCGGGUUCUGUCAGAAGUGGGGCCUAAUCAACUUCAGCGGUAGUAGAGGCGUCUUUCUAAGCUCGGAAUCAGCCACGCUCGGGGAGGAAAUUGGCGGCUCCUUCUUUGGGCAGUCGAGCUUUGCACGAGUGACCAAAGUAAAAGAGGUCUCUGUCGUCAAAGUCACCGGAAUGCUGAACAGCGACGAUGAAUUGAAAAUCUUGGCACCAUUUGGCUGCGGUAUCCAGACCGGAGCCGGAACGAUCACCGAGCUUGCCAACGCUCAACCGGCUGACAUGGUGGCGAUCAUGGGACUUGGAGCAGUGGGAUUAGCGGCUGUCAUGGGCGCUAAGAUCAGAGGCUGCCGAACCAUAAUCGGCAUUGAUCGGGUUGCAUCGCGUCUCGAGUUGGCGAAGAGCCUCGGGGCGACUCACACCAUAGACACAACUAAUCUCAAAGGCACACUGACGGAGGAAAUACAUGCAAUCACCAAGGGCACCGGGACAACCAUCACGGUGGAUGCAUCAGGAGCAGUUCCCUUGAUUCAGCAAGCCGUCGAGUUCACGGCCAAUCAGGGAAAGAUGAUCCUCGUCGGUGUCCCGCCAAUGGACGCGGCCCUGCAAAUUGCCCUAGUUCCAUAUAUAAUGUCGGGAAAGUCGAUUUUAGGAUCAAUGGAGGGAGGCGUGUUCCCUGAAAAGUAUGUACCGAAUUUGAUCCAGUGGUACAAGGCCGGAAAACUCCCCGCCGAUAAGCUGGUCAAAUUCUAUGCCGCCAAAGAUUAUCUUCAGGCGAUUAAGGACAUGGAGGAUGGCAUCACCGUCAAACCAGUACUAGUCUGGUGA
Molecule: messenger RNA, 1101 nt
Organism: Diaporthe amygdali
Lineage: Eukaryota; Fungi; Ascomycota; Sordariomycetes; Diaporthales; Diaporthaceae
Product: lcohol dehydrogenase
Exons: 5
Coding region: 1-1101 (366 amino acids)
Biological process (GO): formaldehyde catabolic process
Cellular component (GO): cytosol
Molecular function (GO): S-(hydroxymethyl)glutathione dehydrogenase [NAD(P)+] activity; zinc ion binding
Source: RefSeq, a predicted model, not a curated record